Messenger RNA from Aspergillus ibericus CBS 121593, 2430 nucleotides. RefSeq lists its product as uncharacterized. Gene Ontology annotation, molecular function: zinc ion binding; RNA polymerase II cis-regulatory region sequence-specific DNA binding; DNA-binding transcription activator activity, RNA polymerase II-specific. Gene Ontology annotation, biological process: regulation of transcription by RNA polymerase II; DNA-templated transcription. The transcript has 2 exons. The coding region runs from base 33 to 2396 and encodes 787 amino acids. The record is from RefSeq and is a predicted model, not a curated record. Gene Ontology annotation, cellular component: nucleus. Lineage: Eukaryota; Fungi; Ascomycota; Eurotiomycetes; Eurotiales; Aspergillaceae.
CAGACUGAAGUGUUGUUCUUAUCGCCGCCAGCAUGAACCCCAUGUCCGGUCACGUCUCCCCGCCCGAGGGGGACGCCUCCCUUCCCCGUAAACGCCCCCGACCGGUGGUGUCGUGCUUGCGCUGUCGCAAGAAGAAGCUCAAAUGUGACCGGGUGCUACCGUGCGAGAACUGCUCCAAGGCCGGCUGUCCUACCAACUGUGUCUUUCACCCUGAUGGCCUCGAUGGGCUGUCCGAUCAGCCCAGCUCCAAGCGCGUGCCGCGGGGACAUCCCGCCGACCCUCCGCUUUCCGCCGACCCCCGGACGGACUCGGUCAGGCCGCCAGGCAUCGGUCUCCUCGAGGACUUUCAGCAACGCUUGGCCCGCGUCGAGGAGUUCCUCUCGCUCAACCCCCUCCGGCCGUCUUCCGGCCCGCUCACGGAGUUGCCCGCCCGCGAGCCAACCUCCCCGACCCGCCAAGCUACCCCGGAUACCCCUGCGCCCCCGUAUCCGGGCACCCUGGUGGUCAAAGGCAAGGGGACGCGCUCUCGCUACCACGGGCAAAACAAUCGCACCACCUUGUUGCAUCAGUUUUCCGAGGCCCGCGAGUUCAUUGAACGCUGCACCCGCGACUCCGCCAUCCUGGGUUUGGCCAAGGAGGUGCAAUUUCUCCAGAGCAAAUCCAAACUGCCCAUGAGCUCGCCGGAGUCGAUGCCCGAUCUGGAUUAUUCGCCGGAGCUGCUACAGAUGCAGGCAUCGUUGCCGCCUCAAGCCGUGUGUGACCGACUGGUGAAUCUGUAUACAACCAACUUUGAGCGCACCCUCCGCAUGCUGCAUGUGCCGACCUUUCUCCGCCAGUAUGCCGACUUUUGGGCCACGCCCGCCACGGACCGGGAGCGCUCCAAUACCUUUCUUCCCCAGCUGACUGCCGUGCUGGCCGCGGCACUUCCGUUGGAGGAUCCGAACUUUCGCCUGGAGUAUGCAUCCGUGUGGGAAUACCUGCAGACGCCUGCUGUGAACCUCGUGCGCGUGUGGUUGCAGAAGCUCGGCCGCAAGCAGCGCACGGAGUUGGUGUCGUUGCAGAUUGAGGCUCUUGUCAUCCUGGCCCGACGGUUACGGCUGCCCUCGCAGGAAGAGCUGUGGCGCGCUACUGGUACGCUCGUGCGCUCUGCCAUGGUCGUAGGGCUGCAUCUGGACCUGGCGGGGAAUAAGGAGCUGUCCGUCUUUCAGAUCGAAGUGCGACGGCGCUUGUGGAUCACCAUUGUGGAGAUGGACCUGCAGACCUCGAUUGCAUCUGGCAUGCCGGUGACCAUUCCCGACCUGGACUUUGAACCGCUCAUCCCGAGCAAUCUGAAUGAUGUGGAUUUUGACGAGUCGAUGACGGAGCUGCCACCGGCCAAACCCACCCACGAGUGGACCGACACUCUGGCGCAGAUCACCUUGGCCGCCACGUUACCGCAACGGAUUCGGGCCAUGUCGCUGGUGCGGACGUCCAGCCCGGGGCUGGAUCUGACCGAGAUUGUCAAGCAGGGGCGCCGCGUGGAGGAAUGUCUCCGACAGAUUCCUGCCCCGUUGAAGCUGGAUCCGGCUCCGAUUCAUGGAGAGACCCCGGGGCCCGCCCUGUUGUUGAAUCGCGUGCUACUGGACGUGUACAUGCGUCGACCGUUGUUGUGCCUCUACCGGCCUAUUGUCAUGGGCGACACUCGCGAGGACCCGCUGUUCCUGGAGAUUGAACAAGCGUGUUUGGAAUCGUCGCUAGUCGUGUUGUCUUAUCAAGAUUACUUUGACCCGAACGUGGCGGACCUGGACGUCUUCAAGUCAACAGCGUACUGGGACGUCUUUCAGCUGUUCUGCAAGAACGAUAUUCCAUGGGCGGCGCUGAGCGUGUGCGGCUAUAUGAAGCAGUCCAACCAACAGCAUUCCACCGGCCAGACACCGAUGCAGCCCACAUCAUUCCCUCCGAGUAUCCCGACGGCCACACACACCAAGGCCAGUCUCACGCGCGUGGUGGAGAACACACUGGACGGGCUAACACGGACAAUUGGCGAAACAGGCAGCAACAUCAAAGACGUGCUGCUGUUGGCAGUGGUGCUGCAAUCCGUGCGGGCGCGCGGUUCCGCCGAGCUCAAGGAGCGCUGGAUGCAGCAGGGAGCCGUCAAAGCGUUGUCAGCAUGUCGACAACACUUACUCCCGUCGGUAGCGCAGCAGUCAUUUGCCUUUAAUCUCGCAGAUUUUGCCCAAAUGCUCCAAACGACGCAGCCGAUCUUCCCGACAACCACCGAUCCAGGCUACACGCCCGGCACGCAGCCGCAGCUGCCGGACUUUCUGGCGGAAUCGUCGGCCCUGGCGACGGAGUUUAAUAACUUUCAUGAAGAUCCAUUUGCCUUGGAGGAUGGGUCGUUUGCAUGGAAUAUGUAAGCAUGUGCAUUGCUGAGCAAUAGAUGUAUUAUAC